AUGACUGUCUCCUACCAAGAAGCCCUUAACGUUAUACUACAGCAAGCAGAGAUACAACGGGAGACCUUACCGGACCCGAGUGAACUUGUGGCUCUCGAGAAAGCUGUGGGACGCGUCGCCAGCCACUGUUAUGAAGCUGUAACGCACACUCCCUCGUUCGAUUGUGCUGCUACAAACGGCUAUGCCGUUUGUUCAGCUUUGACUUCCGAGGCCAGGAAUGUAGCACCAAUCACUUUCUUCGUCUAUGGCACGCAAGCUGCUGGAGACAACCCAAUGACGGUGCCUGGAGUCCGCCUGAACGGUGCCAUACCAUGUGUUGAAAUCACGACAGGUGCAAGAUUCCCAAAAGCUUCGACCAAUAUGGACUUUGAUGCUUGUGUCCCUUUUGAGGAUACUAUUGAGCUUCCAGGAAAGAUACACGGAUGCAAGCAAAUCCAGAUCAGGAGGCCUGUAUUGCAUAAUGCUCAUCGACGGCUCGCGGAUGAUGACUUCCACUUGGAAGACGAAGUUCUUAGGAGUGGCAUGAAAGUUACGUCGCAGCAUAUAUUGGCACUCGCGUCUCUGGGAGUUCAGACUGUCGCAGUGAAGAAGAUACCACGGGUCGGGGUAUGGUCCACAGGGAAAGAGCUCGAGUCUAGGAUAGAUAUUGAGCAGAGGCGAGAUCGAGUCCCUGAUGCGAAUGGCCCGUACAUCAUAUCUGCCCUUGAAGAGCUCGGAAUCGAUGCUGAAUUUUUGGGAAUUAUCGAUGACGAAGAAGAGGCCAUCAAGCAAGCCGUCACGUCGGCCAAUAGAUCAAGAUUCGAUAUCUUGAUAACUACUGGGGGCACUUCGGAGGGACGAUUUGAUAACGUUCGCUCGGCCAUCGAGGCCUGCGGCGCUGAAGUUCUAUUCAGCAAAAUUGCAGUACAGCCUGGCAGUCCAACCUUAUUUGCUACGAUACCUCGAUUACCUAUCAUCUCCAGCUGCAGAAUGCUUUCCCCGCAGCCAUCAAAUGGCGACCAGUUCAUAGCGUUUUUUGGCCUUCCAGGUGGUCCGGUAGCGGCAGCAGCUUGCAUGAAGUUCUUUGUAGCCGCGUAUAUCAAACAAUGGCGAUGUGAACCAGGACACGAGUCUUUGGGUUGUCAUCUCUUGAAUAUCUCGCCACAGUCUGGGACGUCGGCAAAGUCACAACGAUUAUCGACUUCUCACUCCCGGCCACAAGAAAGUGAUGUUUUCAAGCAUGGAACAAUUGCCAUCAAUGGAUCCACGGCGUGGGCAGUGCCAAGUCCCGAGCAGAAUGAUUCAAAGAUAAAAUCCUUCCUCAAAAGCUCGUGUUGGAUGCAUCUGCCAGCCGGCCCAUCUACUAAGUCAAACGGCGAUGUGGUGCGUUGUUAUUCAAUUCAAGAGGGCGACAAUAUCAUCGAGAAAAUUAUCUUUGGUCAUGAGCGCAAAGACGAAACAAAGUCCGCCAGUGAAGGAUAG
Pseudovirgaria hyperparasitica is the source of this 1461-nucleotide messenger RNA. Its product is annotated as molybdopterin biosynthesis protein. Gene Ontology annotation, cellular component: cytoplasm; cytosol. The transcript has a single exon. NCBI's taxonomy places the organism in Eukaryota, Fungi, Ascomycota, Dothideomycetes, Acrospermales, Acrospermaceae. Gene Ontology annotation, molecular function: molybdopterin molybdotransferase activity. Bases 1 to 1461 code for a protein of 486 amino acids. The record is from RefSeq and is a predicted model, not a curated record. Gene Ontology annotation, biological process: Mo-molybdopterin cofactor biosynthetic process; molybdenum incorporation into molybdenum-molybdopterin complex.